UCCCCUUGUUCAGCCAAUAGCGCUACACGUGGCCAAAAUCUUUAUUGUAGAAUGGAGAUGUGUGGAAAUUCUCUUCCCCGACAGUUUUGUUCAAGAUGGUCUCCAAGAAAGAGAAGAAGGGGCGUUCUGGCGUAAAGGCCAUGAAAGAUGUGGUCACAAGAGAAUACACCAUUCACAUGCACAAAAGAAUUCAUGGAAUGGGUUUCAAGAAGCGUGCACCUCGUGCUGUAAAGGAGAUCCGAAAGUUUGCCUUAAAAAUGAUGGGCACAAGUGAUGUGCGGAUAGACACAAGGUUGAACAAGUUUGUGUGGUCCCAAGGUGUCAGAAAUGUCCCAUAUCGUAUCCGUGUUCGAUUGGCGAGAAAACGCAACGAAGAUGAGGACUCCGCUAACAAGCUUUACACCUUGGUUACUUAUGUCCCUGUUGCUACAUUUAAGGGACUUAACACCGUCAAUGUUGACGCUGAUGAAUAAACUGAACAUAUUAUAUAA
Molecule: messenger RNA, 491 nt
Organism: Ciona intestinalis (vase tunicate)
Lineage: Eukaryota; Metazoa; Chordata; Ascidiacea; Phlebobranchia; Cionidae
Product: large ribosomal subunit protein eL31
Biological process (GO): cytoplasmic translation
Cellular component (GO): ribosome; cytosolic large ribosomal subunit
Molecular function (GO): structural constituent of ribosome
Source: RefSeq, a predicted model, not a curated record